AUGUUGGAGAUCACUGACUUACUUUGUCAAGCUUUGCGAUGCCGAUCUCAAGACAUCUUAAAUGCUAUGAAUCUAAUUUCAUCUACCAAGGCACUUCUGCAAAAGUUUAGAGAUGACAAAUGGGAUGCUUUACUAGCCAAUGUGCAAUCAUUUUGCGAGAUAUUUUUUAUGCUGCAAGAUUCUCAACUUCAAGAAUUAAAUGGACGGUUCAGUGAACAUGCAGUAGAGUUGCUUAAUCUUAGCUCAGCUCUAGAUCCUCGAGAUGUGUCUGAAACUUUUAGAAUCGACGAUAUUGUCGUUAGUUAUUUUGAAAUAUGUAUGGUGGCGUGGUGGUGGCUGCAUUUUGCACCCUUCUUGGCAGAUGCAUUCGUUUGGGAUGCUCUUCGGAAGGCUGCAAGUUGCGCCUUGUCUAGGCAUUUCAAUGGGUCUAUAAGUAUAGGGCUGGUUAAGGGAUUUCACGGUGGAUUGUGUGCUAUUGCGAAUCAGGGGCAUCUUGGGCUGCCAAAGUUAUUGUUGAAGACCCUUAUCUGUUUGGGACAUGUUCUUGAACAAGUUUAUGAAAUUGGUGAUGCAAAGCGUUGCAUAAUUGUUGAUGAAGCUCGUGAUGAGUCAAAGAAGGAGCAAAUGGCUAUAGUUUUAAGAUUCAUUGACAAAGAUGGUUUUGUGAGAGAGCGUUUUUUUGGGCUUAUUUAUGUCUCUAACACUGCUGCAUCAACCCUAAAAGAUGGAAUAUAUUCUGUAUUGUCUCAUCACAAUUUAGAUAUUCAGAAUAUUCGAGGACAAGGAUACGAUGGUGCAAGCAAUAUGCGAGGUGAGUGGAAAGGAUUACAAGCAUUAGUUUUGAAUGAUUGUCCAUAUGCUUAUUAUAUUCAUUGUUUUGCACAUCGUUUGCAGUUGGCUUUAGUGGCAGCAUCGAAAGAUGUUAUCGCAAUUCAUAAAUUUUUUCUUAAAUUGACUUUUGUUGUCAAUGUUGUUGGUGCCUCAUGCAAGCGCAAUGAUGAAUUAAAAGUUGCACAAGCUGCUGAAAUUGAACAUAUGAUUGACAUUGAUGAGCUCGAGACUGGAAAGGGACUUAACCAGAUUGGCACUUUACAACGAGCUGGAGAUACUCGUUGGAGUUCUCACUUCAAGUCAGUUUCAAGCUUAAUAAAAAUAUUCAGUCCAACAUGUGAAGUUCUUCUUAAUAUCAUUAAUGAAGGAACGACUUCUGCCCAACGAGGAGAUGCAGACUCAGCUUAUGAAACAUUGACUUCAUUUGAAUUUGUCUUGUUUUUGCAUCUCAUGAAAGAAAUGUUGGAGAUCACUGAUUUACUUUGUCAAGCUUUACAAUGCCGAUCUCAAGACAUCUUAAAUGCAAUGAAUCUAGUUUCAUCUACCAAGGCACUUCUACAAAAGUUUAGAGAUGGCAAAUGGGAUGCUUUACUAGCCAAUGUGCAAUCAUUUUGCGAGGUACGUAACAUAGAUGUCCCGAAUAUGAAUGCUCCUUAUAUUAGGAGAAGAGGUCGAGCUCGUGAUCAUCAAGAUGACUUUACAGUUGAGCAUUAUUAUCGAGUAGAUAUUUUUCAUGCUGCAAUAGAUUCUCAACUUCAAGAAUUAAAUGGACGGUUCAGUGAACAUGCAGUAGAGUUGCUUAAUCUUAGCUCAGCUCUAGAUCCUCGAGAUGUGUCUGAAACUUUUAGAAUCGACGAUAUUUGUCGGUUAGUAGAAAAUUUUUAUCUGCAAGACUUCAAAGAUCAAGAGAAAAUACAGUUGAGAAUGCAACUUCACCAUUACGAGCAUAAUGUAGUUCAGCAUGCAAAUUACAAAAAAUUGUCUACUAUUUCUGAAUUGUGUCAGUGGUUGGUAAGGACAAACAAAUCUACAAUCUAUCAACUUGUUUAUAGAGUCAUUACACUUGUUCUUACUCUACCAGUUUCUACUGCAAUUACGGAGCGAUCAUUUUCAGCCAUGAAAAUUGUCAAAAGUAGACUUCGCAACAAAAUGGAAGAUGAAUUUCUUACAGACUCUUUGCUUGUGUACAUUGAAAAGGAAAUUGCUGAACAUUUUACCACAGAGUCAAUCAUUGAAGACUUUCGAGAUAUGAAAGAACGUCGAGUUCCACUUUGA
Messenger RNA from Camellia sinensis, 2106 nucleotides. NCBI's taxonomy places the organism in Eukaryota, Viridiplantae, Streptophyta, Magnoliopsida, Ericales, Theaceae. The record is from RefSeq and is a predicted model, not a curated record.